Molecule: messenger RNA, 1049 nt
Organism: Notothenia coriiceps (black rockcod)
Lineage: Eukaryota; Metazoa; Chordata; Actinopteri; Perciformes; Nototheniidae
Product: discoidin domain-containing receptor 2-like
Exons: 3
Coding region: 17-517 (166 amino acids)
Biological process (GO): protein phosphorylation; positive regulation of phosphatidylinositol 3-kinase/protein kinase B signal transduction; positive regulation of kinase activity
Cellular component (GO): plasma membrane; signaling receptor complex
Molecular function (GO): ATP binding; protein tyrosine kinase collagen receptor activity; collagen binding
Source: RefSeq, a predicted model, not a curated record
CAGUAAACUCAUCGCCAUGGCUGUGCAGAUUGCGUCUGGUAUGAAGUACCUGUCCUCUCUCAACUUUGUGCACCGUGAUCUGGCGACCCGUAACUGCCUGGUGGGGAAGAACUACACCAUAAAGAUCGCUGACUUUGGCAUGAGCAGGAACCUCUACAGAGGGGACUACUACAGGAUCCAGGGCCGCGCCGUGCUGCCCAUCCGCUGGAUGUCCUGGGAGAGCAUCCUGCUGGGGAAGUUCACCAUGGCCAGUGACGUGUGGGCCUACGGUGUGACUCUGUGGGAGAUCCUGACUCUGUGUAAGAAGCAGCCGUACUCCCAGCUCUCUGACGAGCAGGUCAUCGAGAACACAGGAGAGUUCUUCAGGGACCAGGGCAAGCAGGUGUACCUGCCGAAGCCUCUGUGUUGUCCGGACAGAGUUUACAAUGAUCUGAUGCUGAGCUGCUGGAGGAGGAACGCCAAGCAGAGGCCAAGCUUCCAGGAUAUCCACACUCAGCUGAUGGAGAGCCUGGCGUAGCAAAUGCAACACAUCAUCCCUCCGCCAUGCACUGUCCCUGCAGUCUGGAUUUAUUUGGAAUGACUUUCGUCUCGCUCAUCAAAUGUUGUCCAUCUUUUUUUAAAACCGGUUAGCCACAAUAGCGCUGUAAAUAACAAGAUAAGAGAACAAGCUAUUAACUUGAACAAAGCUUUAUAUUGUAGAUAUCAUAUAUAUUAGCACUAUUCACUCCUUUGUGUAUUUAUUUUAAUUUCUUUUGAUUUUCUAUUUCUAUUUAUAGAGUACUCUACCGUAAUCCUAUAGAUUUUAUUUUGAUUCUUUUUCUAAUCUAAUUCUAUUGCACAUUUAUUAGAGGAUGUCAAUACAGGUGGGAUUUUGAUGAAUGUUUAUAUUUAUGCUUUGUAAUUUGAAGGUGAACAAAUUACAUUAUAAUUAUGGUAAUAUUGUUUUUACUCCGCAGCUGUUCAGACAUGUUUUAUAAACAUGUUAAAGACUUUUGCAGAAAGUGUAUAUUUCUUUGAAUAGUAGCAAAGAGUAAACCAAAGUCAAACCA